Messenger RNA from Mercenaria mercenaria, 646 nucleotides. RefSeq names its product solute carrier family 22 member 4-like. Gene Ontology annotation, cellular component: membrane. The transcript is spliced from 2 exons. The record is from RefSeq and is a predicted model, not a curated record. Gene Ontology annotation, molecular function: transmembrane transporter activity. NCBI's taxonomy places the organism in Eukaryota, Metazoa, Mollusca, Bivalvia, Venerida, Veneridae. Gene Ontology annotation, biological process: transmembrane transport. The coding region runs from base 39 to 641 and encodes 200 amino acids.
GUUUAGUGUGCGGACGUGACUACAUUCCAAGUUUAAUCAUGACUUUACAAGUUGCUGGGUUACUCGCAGGAAACAUACUUGCUGGACAGUUAUCAGAUAUGAUUGGGCGUAAACCUCCAUUCUUCACCUCCAUAAUUCUCAUAACUGUUUUCAAUCUGGUUGGUUUCUUUUCGGUAAACUGGGUCAUGUUUGCUGUUGCGAGGAUUUUCGUCGGCAUUGGAUCCGGAUUUUUCUUGUCGACACAAUAUUGUUUGUUAUCCGAAUUUUCCUUAGCAAAAUGGCGCGUGUGGAUCGUUGGUUUUCCCUCUUGGCCGAUAGAAGGAUGCGUGUUUGCACUGUGCGCCUGGCUGAUACAGGACUGGCGAUAUAUGCAGCUCUUGACAGGCAUCAUGGGAAUCCCAUGUUUAUUUGCAUGGUUCAUAAUUCCCGAAAGUUUCCGCUGGUACAUUGGACACGAUAAGUCUGAUAAGGCCCUUGAAGUGAUCAAUAAAGUUGCAAAGUAUAACGACCGCCAUGAAGUGGAAUUGGGGCACCUAAUGGAGAAACCGGAAGUGAAAAAGGACCGGAAGUACACCGUCAUUGACUUGUUCAAGUCAAAGACUCUCAUACGGAAUACAAUUCUUUCCAUCUUUAAUUGGUAAGAAAC